AUGCAAUUCAAAUCUGUUGUUAUCGCUUUAAAUGCCGCCUCUGUUGUCUCUGCUUCUGGUGCUGUUGGUGCCGGUUUAUUCGGUGCUGCCGCUGCUGCUGGUCCAUACGAUAACGAUUUAGAUCGGAAACACUUGAAAACCAAAAUGGAGUUUGAUCCACUCUCACUAUUCACCCCUAUUCCAACCAAGGAGUACCCCUUUGAGGCCUCUGAUCUUUUGGAAGGUGCAAGUAAUAGCUUUUUGACGUCCGCAUCAACUAGUCCAUCGGACUUCGAAAUGGAAAGAAUAAGGACCUGUGAAGAAGUUGAUGCUGACCAUUUGAUACCAAUACACGUCCACGAUUUGCCCUUAUUGCAGCUCAAGCCUCCAGCAGAGGUUAUUCUCGUAUUCUUAAAACUAUUGGCUCCAAACGAGGUUUACAAUUUCACAACCCGAUCACAUUCAAGUGAAGAUAAGAAUGUUGAAGAAGAACCAAUUGACCCAUCUCAGGUAUUCAUUGAAAAAAAUGUAACAGUUCAAGAGCUACAGAAUGCAUCGCCUUGGCUUAUUAAGUUCAACCCACGCUUUGACAAUGACUUGAAACUAGCAUCGAUUUCUCUUUUAGGGGCCUCACUUAAACGAACUUAUGAACGAGAGUAUAAUUCAUGGUUAACUAGGAUCGUAUCGAGUGAUUUGGCUUGGGUAGAAGAUGAAACUAUGAAGGCAGAUAUAGUUAAGCAAGCAUCGUUGAGGAUAUCAGAAAAUUGUGGUAGAACUGCCCAACCGGAAAUUAUUAGAAAAAUAGGUAUUCCAAAUCUUCCGUCAAUAAUACCUAAAGAUCAAGAAGAAUAUAUACGGUUAAAGGAACCAUCGUUGACUAGUGAUAAUUUGGGAUUGAAGACUUGGGGGUCUGCACUUAUACUUGCUAAUAAGCUUGUUUUAGGACAAUCACAAAAAAAAUAUUUAUACGGACUGGUAUUGGAGUUAGGAUCAGGAACAGGAUUAGUUGGGAUGGUCAGUACCAUGUUGGGAUUUGAUACUUUGGUGACUGAUCUAAAAGAAAUUACACCAAACUUACAAGAUAACGUUGAUUUAAACGGAUUAUCUGAUAUAAUGAAAGUUGAAGAAUUAGAUUGGUCAAAUCCAAAUAGUUUCUUAGAUAAGUAUGGGGAACUCAAAUUUGAUACAAUUAUUUUAAGUGAUCCAAUCUACUCAUCGAUGCAUCCAUAUUGGGUUGUCGAUAUGAUAAAUCUUUUCUUGAGUGAUAAAAGUGAAGCAAGAGUAUUAUUACAAAUUCCCUUAAGAAGAAAUUUUGAAGAUGAAAGAAGCUUACUUUGGAAAUUAAUGAGUGAAAGUAAUUACUUAGUGGAAGAAGAAAAUAUUGAAAAGGAAAUUUGUUAA
Hyphopichia burtonii NRRL Y-1933 is the source of this 1380-nucleotide messenger RNA. Its product is annotated as S-adenosylmethionine-dependent methyltransferase. Lineage: Eukaryota; Fungi; Ascomycota; Pichiomycetes; Serinales; Debaryomycetaceae. The record is from RefSeq and is a predicted model, not a curated record. The transcript is spliced from 3 exons. Bases 1 to 1380 code for a protein of 459 amino acids.